Molecule: messenger RNA, 1376 nt
Organism: Thunnus maccoyii (southern bluefin tuna)
Lineage: Eukaryota; Metazoa; Chordata; Actinopteri; Scombriformes; Scombridae
Exons: 3
Coding region: 52-921 (289 amino acids)
Molecular function (GO): protein binding
Source: RefSeq, a predicted model, not a curated record
UGGAAUAGAUAAAACCGUAAAUGAUAAUAAUUAACCCGGACAUGCUUAUAAAUGUGUUUCGUCUCACAGUCAAUCACUUAUAUAUUAAGCCCACAAAUCCAAAUACCUUUAAACUGGAGAAUGGCAAAAAUAUCAGUUAUCAUACUUGUGUGCUUGCUUGUUGGUCUAUCUGACUAUCAGGCUGAAGGCAUCAAGAGUGAGACACUCACUGAGCAGACAGAAGAAGGCCUGGCAGAGAAAAAUGAUACCCAGAAUUUCAAGCAAAGGCAAGAAACAUUAGUUAUUUCAACAACAGACACCCCAACGACCCAGGCAGGCUGUGAGCCACCAAUCUAUAUGUUGUGGAAGGAGCUGGCGACUAUGAGAGAGCGGCUGGAUGCCACUGUGAGAGCCUUGGAGGAAACAAACAGAAAGCUUGAGGCCAGUGAGAGGCAGCUGGCUGCAUUUACUGGCAAUGUGACUGAACUGAGGACAAUGGUUCGAGGACAGCCUCGGGUGGCAUUUUCUGCUACCAACCCAAUUGCUGAUGGUACCAUUGGUCCUGCAAGUAAUCUUUACUCUUUGAUGUACCACAAUGUUGUGUCAAACAUUGGGAACUCCUACAGCGCAAUCACAGGUUAUUUCACUGCACCAGUGCAAGGAGUCUAUUAUUUCAGCUUCACUUCUCUCUGGUGGCAUGGAACUUCUGGUGGCAGUUUGUAUCGAAAUGGAUAUAAAGUGGUGUCAUGGUAUGGUAAAACUGGAUCACACUCUAACUCUGAAUCUAACAGCGCUGUACUGCAGCUACAAGCUGGGGACAAGGUCAAUGUUCGUCUUUGGAAGGGUGCGAACAUUGCUGAUAAUGUAAAUAAAUAUUCAACAUUCAGUGGAUUUUUGCUUUUUCCCAUGUGGAGCCCGCAAAAAUAUUAUGAUUUCAAAUAGAUCAAACUUUUAAUAAUGAUUGAAAGAUUAUAAAAUGUGAUGUGACCAUCUGCAACUGUAAACACUUUAUGUUCUGUCUUAGUUCAAAAUGGGAAUGCAGCUCUUUUUUUACAGAUUUAUACUGGAGCACAUUUGAAGCAAUAAUAAGACUUAUAUGUUUGUAUAAUUUAAUUGAUUUAACAGUUACCUUUUAAAAACUUUAAAAAUUUGAAUAUGUAUUGUUGUUUCUUUUAUGAAUGGUAGAUAUGUCAUUGAAAUAAGUGUCUAUUCUGCACUUCUCAUAACCAAAUGAAUGAAGUUUAGACUUUGCCCAUUUUGAAUAAUCCAGCAUAGUUUGAUUAUGCACCAUGAGUGCUGAUAUUUCAUUUAUUAGUCAUAUGAUUGAAACCAUUUUCUGAUACCCCUAAAUCAUCAUGUACCACAUAAAUCAUAAUCUCAUUUGCGUUGUUAAGAAA